UACUAUCUAGCGAAAGUGUUCUCGCGGGCUCGCGGGUGACUCUCCUGACUGUCAAUAUUGUCAAAGGCACGCGCAGGGCUUUGCCUCCCGGUGACGCGGACGCGCGGAGCCAAAGUGUGGUGUGACAACGGUGAAGUUGCGCCGAUUGGUUCUUGUGUUGGAUCGUCAGAGCUGCUCGUCGCGCCAAGCGAGCUGCCACGGCGACUCUCUCAUGAUCUCAUCCGCUCUGCUUCUCCACUCGACCACUCCGCCGGCAGCGCGGGCCAUGACGACGCCCUCCCGCCGACUCCUCCUGCUGCUGCCGCUCCUCGCCGUCGCCGUGGCGGCGUCUCAUCCGCCGCACGAGUUCUGCGCGGCGGGGGGUGACGCCGGCUGCGGCGGCGGAGGGGACGGCGCGAGGAUCCUGAUCAAGGGCGGCACGGUGGUGAACGCGCACCGGGCGGAGGCCGCCGACGUCUACAUCGAGGACGGCGUCGUCGUCGCCGUCCGGCCCAACAUCCCGGUCGGUGAUGAUAAUGUAAAGGUGAUCGACGCAACUGGAAAAUAUGUUAUGCCAGGUGGAAUUGACCCUCACACGCACUUGGCAAUGGAGUUCAUGGGCACCGUGACCAUAGAUGACUUCUUCAGUGGGCAUGCUGCUGCACUGGCUGGUGGGACGACGAUGCACAUUGACUUUGUCAUUCCUGUGAACGGCAAUUUGACUGCAGGCUUGGAGUCCUACAAGCAGAAAGCAGCAAAUGCUGCCAUGGAUUAUGGCUUUCACAUGGCCAUUACCAAGUGGAAUGACGAGGUUGCAAGGGAAAUGGAAGUGAUGGUUAAGGAACAUGGGAUCAAUUCUUUCAAGUUCUUCAUGGCAUAUAAGGGGUCCUUGAUGGUCACUGAUGACCUCCUCCUGCAAGGCCUACAGAAAUGCAAGUCGCUUGGUGCCCUGGCUAUGGUUCAUGCAGAGAAUGGGGAUGCUGUCGCCGAAGGACAACAGCGGAUGAUCGACCUUGGGAUAACUGGUCCAGAAGGGCAUGCUCUCUCACGACCACCAAUUUUGGAAGGAGAAGCAACUGCACGGGCAAUCCGCUUAGCAAAAUUCAUCAAUACGCCACUGUACGUUGUUCAUGUGAUGAGCAUUGAUGCAAUGGAGGAGAUUGCCAAGGCUAAAAGAGAAGGGCAGAGAGUUAUUGGUGAACCAGUGGUUUCUGGACUAGUUCUUGAUGAUUCUUGGCUUUGGAAUCCUGACUUCACAAUUGCUUCAAAGUAUGUGAUGAGUCCUCCAAUCCGGGAAGCAGGGCACGGUAAAGCACUCCAAGCUGCUCUUUCAUCGGGAAUUUUACAGCUUGUAGGUACUGAUCACUGCACAUUCAAUUCCACACAGAAAGCAUUUGGCUCUGAUGAUUUUCGGAAGAUUCCCAAUGGUGUAAAUGGUCUGGAGGAACGGAUGCAUAUAAUUUGGGAUAGCAUGGUGGAGACUGGCAAGAUUUCUAUCACCGACUAUGUCAGAGUGACAAGCACGGAAUGUGCCAAGAUCUUCAACAUAUACCCUCGGAAAGGAGCAAUCCUUGAAGGAUCUGAUGCAGAUAUCAUCAUCCUAAACCCUGAAAGGAGCUUUAUUCUGGGUGCCCGCACACACCAUUCAAGGUCCAACACAAAUGUAUAUGAGGGCAGGAAAGGAAAGGGAAUGGUGGAAGUCACGAUAUCAAGGGGCCGAGUGGUAUGGGAGGAUGGUGUGCUGAAUAUCGCUCCUGGUUCAGGAAGAUACGUCAGGAUGCCACCUUUUGGCUACGUCUUUGAUGGCAUUGAGAAGUCAGAUGCAGCCUACAGAGCUUCCCUCCGAGCUCCUGUACAGCGUGGUAAAGCUGCUGCUUAACGAUGCCCUGCUCCAUCUAGUUCGAGACUGCCGCUUAACGAUGCCUUGCUCAUCUAGUUCGAGAACGAGCUGCUCCAAGGUGAACGCCGUUCGUUCCAUGUGUAUACAAAAAGAACAUUUUAUUUAAGUUCAGAUUCAGGAUAGGUAAAGGCCUUAACUUGCCUAUGUACAUCGAAAACAUUUGUGACCCAGAAAUUCACUGGUUCCUAUCAGUUUGUACAACUAGAAACUUGCUAUUCCAAUAAAUGGAAGGAAAAACUGGUUUCUACCACCAAA
Panicum virgatum (switchgrass) is the source of this 2134-nucleotide messenger RNA. Its product is annotated as dihydropyrimidinase-like. Gene Ontology annotation, biological process: pyrimidine nucleobase catabolic process. Gene Ontology annotation, molecular function: dihydropyrimidinase activity. The transcript is spliced from 14 exons. NCBI's taxonomy places the organism in Eukaryota, Viridiplantae, Streptophyta, Magnoliopsida, Poales, Poaceae. The record is from RefSeq and is a predicted model, not a curated record. Bases 212 to 1858 code for a protein of 548 amino acids. Gene Ontology annotation, cellular component: cytosol; cytoplasm.